AUGCCAGAUCUGGUUGCAAAAGAAAAGAACACCUCAACAUGCUCGACGUCAAAAGCCAAGAUUCUCAUUGGGAUAUGCGCGAUGAAUCGCAAAGCGACAAGCAAACCAAUGAAGGCAAUCAUGAAGAAAAUCGUUGAGUUCUAUGAAGAUUGGCUCGAUUUCUUCAUUUUUCCCGAGUAUGUCAUUCUCAAUGAGUCCGUCGAGAACUGGCCAAUGUGUCAUUGUCUGAUUUCAUUCCAUUCGACCGAUUUCCCAUUGCACAAGGCUAUUGAAUAUGUGAAGCUGAGAAAUCCCUAUGUUAUCAAUGAUCUGAAUCGCCAAUAUGAUUUGCUGAAUCGUCGAACGGUCUUCAAGAUCCUCAGUCAUCACGGAAUCGAGCAUCCCCGACAUGGAGUUGUUAUUCGAAAUUCGGACAAGGAGAAAGAUACGCAUUUGGUGGAGCACGCCGAUCAUAUCGAAGUCAAUGGCGAGGUUUUCAAUAAGCCAUUCGUCGAGAAGCCCCUUUCCGCUGAAGACCACAACGUCUACAUUUAUUACCCAUCAAGCGUCGGCGGCGGAUCGCAAAGAUUGUUCCGAAAGGUGCGAAAUGACGAUGUAGACAUCAACAAUCGGAGUAGCUGGUAUUCGCCGCUGAGCGAGGUCCGCAAAGACGGCAGCUACAUUUAUGAGGAAUUCAUUCCCGCUGACGGCACUGAUGUCAAAGUGUACGCGGUUGGGCCGUAUUACGCACACGCCGAGGCGAGGAAGGCACCGGGUCUCGAUGGAAAGGUAGAACGAGACGCUGAUGGCAAGGAAGUUCGAUAUCCUGUAAUACUGAGUAAUAAGGAAAAAGCGAUUGCGAAGAAGGUUGUCACAGCUUUUGGGCAAACCGUUUGCGGGUUUGAUCUACUACGAGCCAACGGAAAGUCAUACGUGUGCGACGUCAAUGGUUUCUCGUUUGUUAAAACCUCAACAAAAUAUUAUGAGGAUACUGCCAAAAUCUUAGGAAACAUGAUUAUUCGACGAUUGGCCAAUAAAUUGCACAUGAAAAUUCCGAAUCAGAUUGUGCCGCCGCCGCCGUUGUUUGAUUUGGGUCUUGGAGAUGAUCCUCCGUUGGUUAACACGCCUAGUGGAAAGCUUAUGGAGCUGAGAUGUGUGGUGGCUGUGAUACGACACGGCGAUCGAACACCAAAGCAGAAGAUGAAGCUGAUUGUGACCGAUCAGCGAUUCUUCGAGCUUUUUGAGAAGUACGACGGCUACAAGAAGAAUGAGAUCAAGAUGAAGAAGCCGAAUCAGCUGAUGGAGGUUCUCGAAUUGGCGAGAUCCUUGGUCGCCGAGAAACAGCAAAAUCGUAACAAGUUGCUUGAGAAGUUGAAGGAAUGCGAGAACGAGGAAGAGACGCGUUCGAUUGAGCAUGAGCUUGAAGCUUGCGAAGAGGAGGCGAAGAAAUGGGAGCAGAUGAGAACCGUCCUUGAAAUGUACGGACACUUUUCCGGUAUCAAUCGCAAGGUUCAACUCAAAUAUUUGAAGGAGCGCGAGACGAAAAUCAGCGAGGACGAGAUUCGCCAUCAGGGUCCCGCGUUGCUAUUGAUUCUCAAAUGGGGCGGCGAAUUGACGACGGCCGGCAAUAUGCAGGCGGAAGCGCUCGGUCGAUUGUUUCGAACACUCUAUCCGGGAAUCCGGCGAACCGAUGGGAAGAGCUCGCCGGAAGACACUCAGGGUCUUGGAUUCCUUCGAUUGCAUUCAACGUAUCGACAUGAUCUGAAAAUCUAUGCUUCCGAUGAGGGGAGAGUUCAGACGACGGCGGCGGCGUUCGCCAAAGGGCUUCUCGCCUUGGAAGGCGAGUUGACGCCGAUUCUGAUGCAGAUGGUGAAAUCGGCGAACACUGAUGGCCUUCUCGACGAUGAUUGUCAGGCUCGCCUCUACCAGACGGAGCUCAAACGGUAUUUGCACAAAGCGCUUCAAGCCGACCGCGAGUUCACACCGCAAGACUACGCCGAGCUGAAUCCGAACGGUUUGCGAGCGAUAGCGAACGCGAUGGAGUUCAUCAAGAAUCCGCGAAAGAUGUGCCACGAAAUUGCGGGCUACGUCGAGAAAAUGUGCGGCGUCAUCAAAGAAUACUCGCAGAAUAAGCCAGGCGCGACACUCUAUUUGCAAGAAUCGAUGGAUUUGGCCGAGCGGCGAUGGAACAAAGAGCUUCGCGAAUUUCGUGUGAAGAACAAGAACGGCGAGAUCGAGUUCGACAUCUCGAAAAUUCCCGACAUCUACGACAACAUCAAAUAUGACAUGGAGCACAAUCCCGACCUCUGCAUCAAUAACGAGAUGGAAUUCGAGCGAAUGUACCUUUGCGUCAAAAAUAUGGCCGACAUCGUCGUUCCACAGGAGUAUGGCAUCAAGCAGGAGAGCAAAAUGAUCAUUGCCCAACGAGUGUGCACACCAUUGAUACGCAAGAUACGCAAUGAUCUUCAUCGAUGUCUUGAGAACACCGAAGAGGGCGAGACGCAGACGCGGCUUGAUCCGAGGGCGUCGCAAGGGAUAGCGACGCCGUUGAGGCAUGUCAGAACGCGACUCUACUUCACCAGUGAAUCGCAUAUUCACACCCUCAUGAAUCUUAUUCGAUAUGGCAACUUGUGCUCGGUUGACGAUAAGAAAUGGCAACGCGCGAUGAAUUUUCUUUCCGGUGUCACCGAGUUCAAUUAUAUGACUCAGGUGGUGAUGAUGGUUUAUGAGGAUAGUCGGCCAGACGUUCCCGAGAGCCAUCGAUUCCAUAUCGAGUUGCUCUUCUCGCCGGGUCUCUAUCCGUGCUUCUUGACGGAGAAAGAGAGGAUCUAUGAGAAUCGAUUCAAAUUGUUGAGUUCGUCAUCGAAGACGCAACACGAUUCGGAAGAUGAUUUGAACGAUGUGGAAUCGGUGAAUCUCGUCGCGUUGGACGAAUUGAAUAGCUCGUCGAAAAUUCCGUCUGAUGACAAGUCGUCGAAGCGUCAACGAAGUGUGACGGGCGCCGAGAAAUCGAUGGAGGAAGGCGACAAACCGCACGGCGAAUGGAUAACGGGCGUCGCGAAGAGCAAUAGUCAGGGCUCCGUCGGCUCCAACGACAAUGAGACGUGUGUGGAGAGCCAAGAAACGGUUGGGCCGGGAAAAGGCAAAUGGGUUGCCGAUUUGCUGGAUCAGACGAAACGCGCGUUGGCGAUGAACUCGAUCAAAGAGGUGGAGCCGGUCGUCGAAGAAGAGCCGCUGAGCGAUCGACAAAGUCGAUGCAUGCGUGGCUCGUUCAUCGUUUCCGAGCAGGUCGUCGAGGAGAAAUCUCGACGUUACUUCCCGUAUAGAUUCAAACAUCACACAGCUCAGUUGCUAACAGGAAUGUCGCGCGAUGCGAAAAUCAAUAAUCGACUCAUCAGCACUGAUGUGUUGAAUGGAAAAUUUGGAGAUCAUGAGAAUAAGAAUAAAACAAAGAAAGAUUUUGGUGCUGGAACAGCGGUCCUUUCGACGGCAGUGAUUGCGAGAAGCUCGUCGGCUCCGAGACUCAUGACAUAUGAAACCGACGAUUUUUCGGUUGGAGAGAUCAAGCGAUUCUGGCCACCUCUCCGAUCAUUGGAAACAUUGCACGAUAGCAUAAUGUUCAGCCAAUUUGACAACUUCCUCGCGACACUCAUUAAAGGAGCAUUGACGCCAUUGCCGUCGCCGCCGAAAACGCCGCUCACUGCGGCGGUGUCGAACGAUGCUAUCCACAAAACGCCGACGCAGGAUGAGGUUGAGAAGAUCAUUGAAAAACUUGCUGAUGAAAAAUAG
Messenger RNA from Caenorhabditis bovis, 3768 nucleotides. Lineage: Eukaryota; Metazoa; Nematoda; Chromadorea; Rhabditida; Rhabditidae. The record is from the annotation of a GenBank genome assembly.